CAUGUAUAAAUCUGUCCUAUAAUUAUCCACAAAGCACAUGCUGUAAUGUCAGAGUAGUAUACACAUGGCAAAUCUUACCUAGAUGGAUUUAAUCACAUUAUUUUUUGUGUUUAUUCUUUGUUUUGUGGACUUUACGACUCCCAAUAGGAAUGAUGACAUGUGGGAAGCACUGUCGUUAAGAUUUGGAGUAUGGAAGGAGCUACCUCGUACAUCCCAUGAAGCUGAGCGAAAAGGCUACAACAGAGUUAAUGAUAUCUGCAAAACUAACCAAUACCAUGGGUUUUUGUAUAGAAGAUUAGGAGAUACAAAAGAUAUACCAAUAUAUGAUUUAAAUGGCUGGAUAGCUGGAAUUCAAGCUAUGAUUCCAGCUUAUAUGAAAGGUUAUAACUCACUAAAUGAAACAAUAGCUUUACCACCGUAUGAUAUUAUGCCUCCGUUGUUAUAUGGUCGUGACCCACAUGAACCUGGUAGAACAUUUUAUACAAUAACAGCUUAUUUCAAACAUCCCCAAUUAGUGUGCAAUCCAAUAGCAAAACACCAUAUACAGACAGGGAAAGGGCUUUAUAUACAAACAGGAAUUGACCCAAUAAUUAGUCAUAUGUCUAUACCAUUAGAAUCAAAACAACUUGGUCCAAUGUGGGUCCAGGGUCCAUGUGUACCUAGGAUGGGUACUCACUAUUUCUAUAACUUAUCAAGAAGUUUACCAUGUGAGAAAAUUUACCCGGUAUUCCUAAUGUACGACAGUGAGGGCAAACUGGGAGCUUUUGGUUGGUCAUUCCAAGGAUUUGCCCUAGACAGUAGCCAAUCAGAUUUGUCUUGGUUUAAACUACGUCCUGAGACAUAUCAGUUUACCUUCGACACAAACAAGUUACCACCGUGUAUGUUUAACGAAAAUUUCCAAGUUUUUGGAAUUCAUAUUUGGUUAAAAGAUCCAAAUUCUGAUACAAUGUUGUGUAAAAUUAUACAAAGGCCACAGCAAAGACUAACUUCAACAAGAAAGCCAGAUAAAAUAACUUAUAAAACUGGUUACAGAGACAAUCAUAUUAUAAACGCUGAUAGAAAUACUGACAAUGUUUCCAGUCGAAACACCUUACAUUACACUCUUAUUGUUUUAAUUAUUUUAUCUUGCUAUCAUAUUUUACAACUGUGACCAUAUAAGCCACUUUUUAUCGCUGUUUUCUUUGUUAAAAAAUUAUAUUUUUAUUGAUGACAGAGGGGGAGUAACUCUGAAUUGAAAAAAAUCAUUGUCAGGUUCCAUUUAGAGUGAUUUCCCCUUACCAUUAUGAAUUCCAUUUCUGACAGAGAGAAGAAAACUCAGUUUUCAAGAUGUAAAAUUUAUACUUAAUAAACUAGCAAGUAUCAAAAUGCAUUUUUCAUUUUCUUAACAUAACAAGUCAAAACUGUGAAUUUCCCAGUGAUUAUUCUACUUAACAACCAUCACAGUCUCACUGAAUGUUUUUAAAUAUCUUUUAAACUCAUUUCAAUGGGUUGGUUCUUAAAAGAUUUUGGUCCAAAAUGUUUUUUAAGUUGUGUGCAAUUUUCAAAAAACUUAUUCUGGAAAGGGGAUAUCUUAUGAAUUGCUUAAUCCAUUACCUGCUGCAAUUUACCAGUAAAUUUUACAGAAUUUCCCCUAUCUGUUGUUUAUAAAAAUGAAACCUACAUUUUCAUUAUAAUUUUUUCUCAUUUACUUCAUUCAUUAUAUUUUUCAAUGCACAUACUGUGUGUUUAAAUUUGUUGACAGUUUUUAAAGUAACUUUUUCUCAUUUUCCAUCUGAUUAUUUCUUAUAUAAUAAGCCACACAAGGAAAAAUAAUCUCUAAUAUCUAGAAGUUUGUCACUAAAAGUAAGCUUCUAUAUUAACCAUCCACAAAAACUGAGACAUAAUCUAACAUACUGUUUGAGCUUUAACCUUCAUUUCAUAAAGAUAACAUGGUGCUUCUAAAUGUAUUUUCAUAACUGUUGCACAUCAUUUUCAUCCAUUCACUGUCAAUGUCUGUUUAAUUAUGUUAAGUUAUCUCCCUUUACAUGAUAUCAUUUCACAGAGUUAUCUCCCUUUACAUGAUAUCAUUUCACAGAGUUAUCUCCCUUUACAUGAUACCAUUUCAAAGAGUUAUCUCCCAUAGAUCAUUGAAUUCAUAGAAAAUAUUCAGGGAGAUGAUCUAACUACUGUACAAUUUCUGUUCUGUGUAAAAUUUUAUCAUAGUAUGGUGCAACUUUUUUUAACAUGUAUUUUGUACUCCUCAAGUGCCCUAUAAUGUUUGUUUGUGCUCACUUUUUAUAAUUAUUAAAUGAUACAUGGUUUCUAAUCCUAUGCAUGAUUUUGUUCAAAUCAUCUUAUGUGGUACAAAAGUGUUAUUCCCCCAUUUCUACAUACAUGAGCAACUCUGAAUAAAUGAUGUCAUUAGUUUAUAGCAAAAACAUUUGUUAUCAAUAAUGGAUUAAAAAUUUUUAAUCAUGCUGUAUUUUUUACUGUUGAUUCAUUAUUAUUCGUUGAAUACCAAUUUUCUUUGAUUUCGUGGGAACAGGUGAACCACAAAUUUAAAUGUUCAACAAAUUACAAAUUUUCUAUAGGCUUGUAUGCCGACUUUGGAAAAACCACAAAAUUAAAUAUCCACGAAAAUGUAAGUUUUCCUCAAUCCACGAAAAUUGGUACUCACGAAAAUAAAUGAAUCCAUAUUGUUUUUGUGAAUAGACCCCAAAAUUGUUUCAAGCUUGUUUGGGUGCUGGGUUUUUUCUAGAUCUUUAUUCUUUCAAGAUUAAAAUAUUGUUUUGCAUAUUUAUUUAGAGUUCUCCAAAAAACAAAGACUUUCAAGUAAUACAACCUAAUUGUUAUUAAUUUGCAAUAACCAAAAAUGAAUGUUCCUGUAAGCUUUUGUGCAUAAUGGGAAAGGUAUAAACCCUCUUUCAAACAUGAUUGUUCUAUGCAGUCAACAAGUGAGGCAAAAUUCUUGUAUCAAGAGUUUAAGAGUCCCUGAUAAUGUUUGUUGUCAUUUAUAUCACUCAUAUACCAUAGUUAAGUCCAAUGAAAAUAUCUACAUAGAGGACAACAGACAUGUAAAAGAAAUCAGGUCAAAGUGAAUGUUAUCAUUUUUUUAGGUAGUUUUCUUGAUAUUUUUAGGACAUUAAUAAUCAUUCCUCUCAUUAAAGCAUAGAUUUGUGAUACAACAUCUCAUUAAAAUGUCUGUAGUCAUCUUUUGUGUGCGAUCUUUUAUUUGGUGAUUUAUACAUGCCUUAACUUAUUGUCCAAAAAUCAACAACAGAGAGUGUGAACUAUGGUAUGUGUAAUAUUGUGUCCUUGUUUCCCAGUUUUUGCAUGCUUAUCAACAUUUCAGAUGAGACAGGACUUCAGAAAAUUGAGAAUUUUUUUUUCAUAUUAGAAGAAGAAAAUAUACAUAUCAUCCUCAUCAAAUUUACCUGCCAAUGUUGUCAUACUUUUUAAAUGUAAGCUUUUCAUAUUUCAAUUGGCUGGCUACCAUUUUGUCCAUUAGAGCCAAUCAAAAUUGUUCAAAGUAAAAUCUUAAUUUGAAAUUGGUAAUGUGAUGACAGGGGUAUUUUUUUCUGAAAAACAGUACAUCAUUAUUCAAAUCUGUCUUCUCGAAGCAUGCAAAUAUUGGGACACACAUUAUAUGUUAAAGACUUUUUCGAUUCAGAUUUUGUGAUACAAGUAUUAAGUCUAAGACGCCUUUCUCCAAAACUGAAAUAGUCUUUGUAAAAAUACUCUUUCUGUAGCAAUUUGUAGAGUUGUAUUUAAUAACAGAGUUGAACAAACUUUGAAAGCUUUUUUUUAUAAUAAAACAGUUGCAACAACAAAUCCUUUUAGUAGCUUAUAAGAUCACAAAGCUUUAAAUAUGAUAUCUUUUCAAUAAAUAUAGUUGACAUUUCUUGUUUUAUAUUUUGUUAUGUGUGUUGCUCAAGCUUAAUAGAGUAAAUACACUUCUUGUUUUAUAUGUGUGCUUGUUGGUGUGUGGUAUGGGAAUGGUUAAUGGUGUGUGAUGUGUAAUUGUGUACAUGGGAGGUGUGUGAAUACAUAGGUUGAGUGUACAACUUUGUUAAUGUAUAUUUGUUUGAAAUUUGUACACAAAUUGUGGAAAAAAUGUUGUAAAUGAUAAAAGAUUCAAAUAAAAUUAUAUCAUAAAAUCUUAAA
Messenger RNA from Mytilus californianus (California mussel), 4143 nucleotides. RefSeq lists its product as uncharacterized. The transcript is spliced from 7 exons. The record is from RefSeq and is a predicted model, not a curated record. Lineage: Eukaryota; Metazoa; Mollusca; Bivalvia; Mytilida; Mytilidae. Bases 83 to 1150 code for a protein of 355 amino acids.